Alosa alosa (allis shad) is the source of this 7418-nucleotide messenger RNA. Its product is annotated as cation-independent mannose-6-phosphate receptor-like. Gene Ontology annotation, biological process: lysosomal transport. Gene Ontology annotation, molecular function: D-mannose binding; signaling receptor activity. Gene Ontology annotation, cellular component: trans-Golgi network. NCBI's taxonomy places the organism in Eukaryota, Metazoa, Chordata, Actinopteri, Clupeiformes, Clupeidae. The record is from RefSeq and is a predicted model, not a curated record. The transcript has 47 exons.
UUUUAAAGACUAACGUAAGUAUUGCCAGGGCUCUGGUAUUGUUAGUGUGUAAGAGAGUGAGCAAAGCACUACGGUACAGGUUCAGUACAGGAUGAGUCACGUAAGUCGCGCUUCUACCACGUGACCAGUUUCUAUCAAGUGUCAUGCACGUCAUGUGAUGCGACUGGUUCCUGCUACAGCUGCCGGAGGAGUUGCUGUAUCAUGUCGGAUACGUCGUAAUAUUUUGUUCCGGAACAAAACAUGGGGUCUCUAUAUAAAAUAUAUACGGUGGUAUCUUGUAAAUUAUCAAGUGCUUUAUGCAUUUUAACAGUAUUGGCAUAUGUCUCUGUCACUGAGGGAUCCAGUGACGGUCGCUGGUUCCAAGAUCUGUGCAGUUACAAAUGGGAGGCCAUCGACCAGGACAGUCAAAUGAAGUACACAAUGAAAUUGUGUGAUAACUCUCCGGACACACAAUGCGGGGAGGGGUCGGCAGUCUGUGCCCACAGUAUUGCCAGCAAAAUGGACACAACUGUGGGUGAGCUGGGCUUGAGUACUAUAUCGCCGACUGUAUUAGAUUUCAACAGCACACAGAAGUGUGAGGGCGGCAGCGGUAACAUGCAGACCAGCAUCUCUUUCCUUUGCGGGAAGACCAUGGGAACUCCAGAAUUGGUCACUGUAUCAGAGUGUGUUCAUUACUUUGAAUGGAGGACAUAUGUUGCUUGUAAAAUAGACAAGUUCAAGCCCCACAAAGAGGUGCCCUGCUAUGCAUUUGACUCCGAUGGGAAGAAGCACGACCUGAAUCCCCUCAUCAAGAUCACUGACGGAUACCUGGUUGAUGACUCCGAUGAUGACAUAGACUUCUACAUUAACAUUUGCCGCAGUUUGAACCGUCCACAGGCAUGCCCAGAGGACUCAGCUGCCUGUUUGACUACCAAAGGAGCCUCCUAUAACAUGGGCAUCCCCUCCAAGCAGCUGGAGCUGCUGUCCAAUGACAGAUUGAAGCUCAGAUAUGAAGACUCACACAUUAUCCCGGAGUUCUGUGAUGGACAUAAGCCUGCUGUCACCAUCACUUUCAUCUGUCCAUCAGGCAGGCAGGAGGGCAGUGUUCCAAAGAUGACUGCCAAAACCAACUGCCGCUAUGAGAUUGAGUGGGUGACUGAGUAUGCCUGCCACAGGGACUACCUGGAGAGUCACUCAUGCAAACUGACCAAUGAACAGCACGACAUCUCCAUCGACCUCACCCACCUUACCCUUGGCCAUGCGGACGACCCGUACCACACUAAGAGCAGCGAGGGCCGAGAUGGCUACAUCUACUACCUGAACGUGUGUGGGGAGAUCAGCGCUGGGAUCUGUAAGGACGAGAAAGGCUUCAUUUCUGCCUGCCAGGUGAAGGAGAACGCAGACAUGAAGAAGGUCGCUGGGAGAUACAAAAACCAAACCCUCAGAUACUCAGAUGGUGACCUCACAUUAACCUACCCGGGGGGCAACAGGUGUACCUCUGGCUUUCAGAGAAUGACCAUCAUCAACUUUGAGUGCAAUGAAACCGCAGAAAAUGAUGGCAAAGGCUUCCCGGUGUUCACUGGAGAGACUGACUGCACAUAUUAUUUUGAGUGGUACACUGCUUAUGCCUGCGUCAAGGAGAAAGAAGACCUUCUCUGCCGCGUCACAUCGGGCAAGAAGCGAUAUGACCUCUCUCCCCUCACUCGAUUCCCUGAAUCAGAAACUCUUCAGAACUGGGAGGCAGUGGACGCCAGUGCUGCGGGGUCUGACCGGAAGCGCAUUUACCUCAACAUGUGUCACAAAGUCCUCCAGCAGGGGGCGCUGACAGGCUGCCCAGAUGAGGCUGCAGUCUGUGCCAUCGGCAAAGAUGGCAAACCCAAAAGCCUGGGCAGCUUCUUGUCUGCACCUCAGAUGGAUGGCAACAGCAUUCGCCUCAUCUACACCGAGGGAGAUGUCUGCAGGAAGAACAUCAAGACGAGGACCAUCAUCUCCCUGAAAUGCAAGCCAGGAGAUUUGGAGAGCGCCCCCGUUGUGCGGAGUGUGUCGAGCGAUGAGUGUAUUUAUGAGCUGGAGUGGCACACCGCGGCAGCCUGCGUCCUCUCCAAGACUGAGGGAGAGGGCUGCAAGGUGUCCGACCCACAAGCAGGCUUCUCCUUUGAUUUAACACCUCUGCGCAAGGCCAAUAAAGAGCAAUACAGCGUGACUGGGGAGAAGUAUAAUUACCUCAUCAAUGUAUGUGAGGUCGUCACUCAUGAGAAGUGUCCUUCCAAGUCAGGGGCCUGUCAGUUGGAAAAAAGUGCUAAAAGCGGCUGGAGUCUGGGCGAGUUCAAUAGCAAGCUGUCUUACUACGACGGCAUGAUCCAGCUUGUGUACAAGAACGGCUCCACCUACAACAACCCCCAGCACACCCGCCGCUCCACCCUCGUCUCCUUCCUGUGUGACCGGCAGGCAGGCAUGGGCAAACCAGAGUUCCAGGCGGAGGACGAGUUCACCUACAACUUCAGGUGGUACACUUCCCUGGCAUGCCCGGAGAGGCCCGGGGAGUGUCUGGUAACAGACCCCAUCACCCUCCAGCAGUAUGACCUGUCCAGUCUGUCCAAGUCUGGCCCGAACUGGGAGGGCAUGGAUCUCUUGAACCGCAGGAAGUACUAUAUCAACGUGUGCCGUCCACUGCGAGGCGUGCCAGGCUGUGACCGUGCUGCCUCUGUCUGUGAGAUGACUUACGAGACGGGGACUGAGAAAGUAUCCAUCAGCAAUAUGGGUGUUGCCAAGAAAGGCCCGACCAUCCUACAGACGGGCCACCUGCUUCUGGAGUACACGGAUGGCUCUGUGUGCGAAUCAGACGGCUUGAAAACCACGUACACCACCCGCAUCCGCCUGGUCUGCGCCUGGGGAGCCCUGUCCUCGGGCCCCCGCUUCCUCUCCAACAAGAACUGCACAGCUGACUUCAUAUGGCACACCAAAGCAGCCUGUGCCAUUGAGAGUGCCAAAGACUCAAACCAGACAUGUACCAUCACAGACCCAAACACAGACUUUGUAUUUGACCUACACCCUUUGGCCACUAAAACGGGUUACAAAGCAGAAGGCAUUGGCAGAACUUUCUUGCUGAAUAUCUGUGGUGCGGCCCCUGACUGUGGGACUGAGGAAGGUGCUGAGGCUGCCGGGUGUGAGCUGGACGAAGGCAAGCCGAUGGGACAGGUGGGCGUGGAGAAGACCCUGGAGUUCUCCACCGAGGGCCAACUCAAACUCACCUACAAAGGAGACAUGGAUGAAAGCACAGGCAUCAGGAACGCCUUCACCAUUAGUUUUGUGUGUGAUGCGGACUCCGCGGGCUCCCUGAAGUUGGUGAAGGCGGAGAUGGGCACGGGCGCCCACCAUGUGUUCUUUGAGUUCGCCACCCCCCUGGCCUGCGCGCCCGCCACGGUCGACUGCCAGGUCAUCGAUUCCCAUGGAAACGAGUAUGACCUGAGUGACCUGAGCCAGGACAACACGCCGUACAAGCCCAUCGACACCUCUGACCAGGCCAAGUCUCAGAAGUUCUUCCUCAGUGUGUGCAAGCCUCUACCUCGUGUGGAGGGUUGCCCUGGUGGAGCAUUGGGUGCGUGUGCCAUCAUUAAUGGCCGAGGGCUGAACCUGGGCUACGUGCAGUCCAGCCCUCAACCAGCGUCCGAUGGCUCCGUCAGCAUUGUCUACCGGGGGGGAGACCCCUGCAGCACAAAGGGACGCCACUCUACACGCAUCAUCUUCAUCUGUGAUGACAGCCUCGGUUCACCCAUUUUUGAACACAAGAUUGGCUGUGAAUAUGUGUUCAUCUGGAGAACAUCUGAGGCUUGUCCUGUCCAGAGAGUACAGGGUGAAAACUGUAAAGUCCAGGAUCCAAGAAGUAGCCACGUGUUUGACUUGAGCUCCCUGAGUGGACAGGACUACGAAGUGAAGAUUGACAAGUAUGAGUAUCACUUUGCCGUGUGUGGUGGUCUGAAGACUGGGGUGUGCAAGCACAAAGAGGCAGGAGGUGCGGUUGCUUCCUGUCAAGUUGAAGGGUCCUCCCACAGAAUUGCUGGCCUUGCUACGCAAAACCUGACAUAUGAGGACGGACUCAUCAUGAUCAACUAUACCCAGGGGGAGAAGUGCCACAAGAUUUAUGAGCGAUCCACUGCCAUCAUUUUUACUUGUGACCACAGCGAGGCCGUGGGGAAGCCAGAGUACAUGAAGGAGACCCCUGACUGCACAUACAUGUUUGAAUGGCACACGGCUCUGGCCUGUCCACCUUUCAAAACAAUCACCUGCACCUACAGUGACGGCAACGGCAACUUCUACGACCUGUCCUCCCUGUCGCGCUCCUCCCUCGCCAUGUCCAGCAGCAACUGGAGGGUUGUGGCUCAUUCUGGCUCUAACGCAACUCGGAGCUACUACCUCAAUGUCUGCAAGUCCCUGGUGCCACAGAGUGGGUCCUGGGCCUGUCCGUCCUCGGCCGCGGCCUGCCUGAGGACCGCAGAUGACCAGUACGUCAGCCUGGGCGAGGCCAAGACGGAGCUGCAGUGGGACAAAACCAUGCUGGUCUUGAGGUACACCGACGGCCAACUGUGUCCCAACAGUGUGCGCAAACGGACCACCAUCAUCCGUUUCAAGUGUGACAAAACAAAAGAGGACUCGGAGCCCACACUCACCGCGGCCCAGGAGGACUGCAGCUACACCUUCUGGUGGCCCACGGCCGCCGCCUGCCCGCUCAGCGCCAGUCACCACGGCGACUGCCGCGUCACCAACCCAGCCACCGGUCACGUGUUUGAUCUGAACAGCCUGAACCAAGACGGCGGAUACAUUGUGUAUGACAACGAGGACCCCAAAAAGAUGAUCCGGCUCAACAUGUGCUCAGAGAUGAAAAACGCCGGCUGCACAGAAGGAGCCGCUGUGUGCAUCAAAGACAACAAGUCUGCUGUGAACGGGGGGAUGGUCAGCAAGAAGUUGUCCUACCUGGACCAGGUGGUGCUGCUGACCUAUGAGGGUGGAGAUGAGUGCGCAGCCAACCGCGUGCUCAAGCACAAGAGUGUCGUCAGUUUUGUGUGCAAAGACGGGGUGGACGCGGGCAAGCCUGUGCUGGUAGGCACGGACAAGGACACGUGCGUUCACUAUUUCUCCUGGCACACCUCCCUCGUCUGUGAAAAGCAGGUAAGGUGCUCCGUGUGGACAGGCAUGGACCUGAUCGACCUGCGGCCUCUGAUUCACACCACUGGAUCCUACCUGGCCACGGACGAGGACGUCGACAAGGAGAACUCGCCUGACUUCUACAUCAACAUCUGCCAGCCCCUCAACCCCAUCCCCGGAGUCCUCUGUCCCCCAGGAGCGGCCGUGUGCAUGGACCCUGACAAAGGCCAGCCCAUUGAUAUUGGGCGAAUCACAUCCCAAUCCACUCCAGAGUACAACAGCAACACGGGCAAUGUGGAGAUGGUCUUCCAGAGCACCACCCCCUGCAGCCAGAACACCUCCCUGAACUACACGUCCAAAGUCAUCUUCAGCUGCCAGUCAGGCACUGAUCUGGGUACUCCUCAGAUGAUCCGACAGCAGCAGUGUCUGUACGUGUUUGAGUGGGCCACUCCUGUUGUCUGCCCAGAGAUCUUGACCACCAGUGGCUGCUCUCUCCAUGUCUCCCAGCUGCAGUAUACCUUCAACCUGACCUCUCUGUCAGGGCUCGUGCAGGUGCCCGCCAGCUCCUACAAGAUAAACGUGUGUGAUUCCAUCCCUGACUCGGCCUGUAACAACAGCCCAGGGUGUCAGAUGGACGGGCCUCGGCGCCUCUUUCGCCACAGCAAAGCCAUGAGUCUGGACUACAAGCGCCAGGACCAGACCGUCAUCAUGACCCACGAGGGGGGAUCCGUGGUCCCUACAGUAACAGACAAGGGGGAUAUGUGCGUUUUCCCCUCGCAAUACCUGAAGAAGACCUUAACAGAAUGCACCACUGAAGGCAUGACUGAACAGCGGCUAUGGUGCCCCAUCACCAGUGACUGGAACAAGGACCACCAAUGGGGUAACUGGGCUUACAGCACGAAGCGUCAGUCCACUAUCUUGUUCAUGUGCAACCGGACGGCGGGGCGGGGCAGCCCGGAGCUUCUGAGCGAGACGAAGGGCUGCUCCAGCACCUUCCGGUGGAACACCAGCGCCGUCUGCACCCCUAAGAAGAUGGAGUGCCAGCUGGUGAGCCUCCACAAGACCUACGACCUGCGCACCCUCUCCUCCCUCACCGAGCCCUGGAAGUUCAGCAGCGGCACUGACCAGUAUUACAUUAAUCUGUGUCAAAGCGUCCACGGGGGGCUCACUGACUGUCCAGAGGGGGCCACUGUGUGUCGCAAGAACAAAGGCCAGACCCAGACCCUGGGCCUAGUCCAUACCCAGACCCUGGAGUACCGCUGGUGAGUGCAGGAUCAGAUUCUGGUUAACUACACAAUGGGAGAUGCCGUGUGUGGGAGUGACCUUCGUGCCAAAACUAUAAUUCAGUUGACAUGUAGCACCAUAACUGGCCAUCCGAAACUCCAGAGGUAAGUGUCCCUAAAGAGGAUCCUGUCGCUGCGUGAGUUCUGGUUGGAGUGGGAGACACGAGCAGCCUGUGCUGUUGAGCAGCAGGAGGUGGAAAUGGUCAAUGGCACCAUCACCCUCCCGGACACCGGAGCCCGAAUUAACCUGGGGGACCUGUACACCAGAUUGCACCAGGCCACAGGAGACAUCAGAUCCAAUGGAGACCGCUACGUCUACGACAUCCAGCUGUCCGGCAUCACCAACAGCUCGGUCACCAACUGCAUGGGGGCCUACAUCUGCCAGGUGAAGGUGAACGGUAAUUGGCACCGUAAGAUUGGCUCCUCCAGCAAGGCCAAGUACUACAUCAAAGGAGGGAACCUGGACGUGUUGGUGCCGUCCGUGUCGACCUGUGGACGGGACAGGAAGCACACGGUCUCGUCGGCUAUCCUGUUCCACUGCAACCCCGAGGCCGGCGAGGGCAUCCCAGAGUUCCUGCUGGAGACGGACCUGUGCCAGUACCUGUUUGUGUGGCACACCUCCAGAAUGUGUGACUUUUUCUCUAAAGACAAAGUCAUCGAUGGCACAGGGACAGACUCGGAGGCCGAUGGUUUGUCCAGCAGGAGCCGAGCUCUGGGGGCAGUGCUCAGCUUGUUACUCAUUGGACUGACCGUGUGUCUACUCGUCCUGCUUCUGCAUAAGCGAGAGAGGAGGGAUCUUGUGAUUAAGAAAGUCACUGGCUGCUGCAAGAGAGGAAACCCAGUGGCCUACAAGUACUCAAAGGUACUCGCACUUCAUACACACUUCCAUUAUUGCCUCAUGACCAGACAAGCAGUGUCCAUUCCAAACUCUAAUGGCCUGUUCUUGUUCUAAACACACUCACAUUGUUCUUGUUCCAAACACUCACCACACCCAUCUCUCUCUCUCUCUCUCUC